Molecule: messenger RNA, 720 nt
Organism: Cryptococcus wingfieldii CBS 7118
Lineage: Eukaryota; Fungi; Basidiomycota; Tremellomycetes; Tremellales; Cryptococcaceae
Product: glycerol-1-phosphatase
Exons: 5
Coding region: 1-720 (239 amino acids)
Molecular function (GO): beta-phosphoglucomutase activity; sugar-phosphatase activity
Source: RefSeq, a predicted model, not a curated record
AUGUCCGCCAUAUCCCAAGCUGACGCGAGGGCAUUCCUCUUCGACAUGGACGGCACCCUUCUCGACUCGACCCCCGCUGUCGAGGCGACGUGGCAGUACUUUGCCAAAGAGUACGACCUUGACCUCCACGAGGUGCUCCGUACCUCUCAUGGCGUCAGGACGGUGGACAACAUGAGGAGGUGGUGUAACAUCACCGACGCUGACGAGCUCCGCGCACCGACAGAGCUCUUUGAAGGCAUGAUUGUCCACGAAGCCAAGGAGCUUCAAGCAGCGGGAAAAGAGGGCCUCGUUCCCCUCCCCAACGUCAUCGAUCUCCUCAACCAGCUCAACACUUCUCCUAUCCCCGUGUGGGCCAUCGUCACGUCGGCGACUAGCAUAUAUGCUUCUGCAGCGCUGCCUACCGCUGGCAUUCCCUCAGCACCAAAGGUGAUCACUGGGGACGAUGUGACCAAGGGAAAACCUUUCCCCGAGCCUUACUAUGCUGGGGCCAAGGCUCUUGAUGUGGAUGUGACGGACUGUAAGUGUUUUGUCGUGGAAGAUGCCCCAUCUGGUGUGAAGAGCGGAGUCGCUGCUGGAUCAAAAGUUAUCGCCACCUGUACUUCUCACACCAGGGAGCAGCUAGAGGGCCUCGGCGCUACCUGGAUCGUGACUGACCUUUCCAAGAUCUCGGUAGAGAUUGUCGACGGGAGGGUCAAAUUGACCAUUGACGAGAGUCCUUAG